AUGUCGGAACAGGACCGCCGCGAGUACCAGGCCCUCGUCGAUGCCCUGCGCGAGCAAACGGCCAAGGUCAACGAGUGGAAGGCGGCGAAUACGAGACAAGCGGGCACGCAGGCCUACAAUGACUAUGUGCAGAAUGUGACCAACUGGGAGCGCGGGAUUCGCGAGAAAAUCGCCGUGCUAGCCGCCAAGAUUGGGCUCAAUGCGCCGGCGGCCGGGCCCGCGGGACCCGAAUCGAUUCUUGGCGAUCUUCUGGGCCGCGUCGACGAGAUCCAGUUCAUCAUGGCGGUGAUGCGGCUGGCGAAUCAGGACAAGACAUUUCUCCACUCCAUGCUUUCCGCUUAUAAACGGCUGGAUGGUGGCGGCGCGAUGAGCUACGGUUCCCCAGCACCCGUCGCCUUACACUACGCCAUUCCCCAGCCCGGCGCCUCUGGAUUAGCAUUCGCCCCGCCAAGCGUCCCCGCCUCAUUUCUCCCCGCACCGAGCGCCCCGCCCGCCAAACCGCCUACGUAUACUGGCGGGGAGAAUGUUGAGAUUUGG
Messenger RNA from Mesorhabditis spiculigera, 537 nucleotides. Lineage: Eukaryota; Metazoa; Nematoda; Chromadorea; Rhabditida; Rhabditidae. The record is from the annotation of a GenBank genome assembly.